UUAUUGAAGAAUAUGGUCUCCUCUGCAUGUGGUGUGGUGUCCUCUAUUGUUGCAAAGUCAACAUGGUACAUUAAAGUCUACGGUUAGCAGCAGAAUACUUUUGUUAGAGGCAGCAUAUGUAGGCAGCAGAAGGUUUUGUUAGAGUCAGCAUACGUAGGUAGCAGAAGACUUUUGUUAGAGUUUACUGUUAAGACCAUUCUUUUCUUCUAUUGUUGUCUACUGUCAGAAGACUUUUGUUCCAAGUGCUCAAGAGUCAAGACUUGUAAAGCUUUAAACAAAAUCCAAUACAAAGAAAAAUUUCACCAUCAGUUUGUGUUUUUCUACUCCUCUUUUUCCUAAUACUAUGUGCUGUUUCCACCCAAUAUUCGGUUAUUGAGGCAGUAGAUUAUGUUUAUAUAGUUCUUAGUCCCCUGGCUAGCUCGAUCACUUGGGCUUUUUCAUCUCCAAUGGCAAAUCCAAAUCCAAAUCCAGUGAAAGUAGUUGAGGUUUGCAGAGUAACUCCACAACCGGCCUCAGCCUCUAAGUCACUUCCUCUAACCUUCUUUGAUUUACUUUGGCUGAGGUUUGAACCCUUCAAACGCCUCUUCUUUUAUGAAGCCUCUAACACAGCACUCUUCUUCAAAUCCAUACUUCCAAGGCUCAAAACCUCCCUAUCACUAACUCUUCACCACUUUUCACCUCUCGCCGGAAACCUCACCUGGCCUAAAGACUCCCCUAAGCCAAUUCUCAGCUAUGUCAAAGGCAACACCGUUUCGCUCACAAUAGCCGAGUACUACUCUAAUGAUGAUCAUGCUGGUCAUGAUCAUUUCCAUCGUCUUUCGAGCAGCGACUUCCUUGAAGCAAAAGAAUACUAUUCUCUUGUGCCCCAACUUGAUGUGUCUCACGAUCGAGCCACGGUGCUGGCACUACAAAUCACUGUCUUUCCGAAUCGGGGGUUUUCGAUUGGAACAGCCAUGCACCAUGCAGUCCUUGAUGGCAAUUCUUUAACCUUGUUUUUCAAAUUGUGGGCUCACAUAUGCAAGCAUCAUGAACAACUUGCAACCUCCUCGUCUUUGUUAGCGGAUGACCUAAAACCAUGUUACACUGAUAGAUUGGUCAUCGAGGACCCAUUGGGGCUCGAAGCAAUCUACUCGAAGCAAUGGCUCGACAUGGGCGGGCCUAAUAACCGAAGCUUAAAGGUUUGGGAAAUUAAAUCUCUACCAGGCUCAAUUAGAGCUACCUUUGAAUUCACAAAAGCAAAAAUACAAACACUUGGGCAGCAUGUGAAGACUGUAAUGAAUUCUGAUUCACUUCAUUUGUCAGCGUUUGCUCUAACAUGCGCCUAUACUUGGGUUUGCUUAGUCAAGGCAGAAGAAACCAAAGCAGUUGCAGAAACAAAAGGGCUACUAGGAGAAGAUGGGUUCGUUGUGGCUUUAAAGGCAAUUAGUGAAGCUAUUAUGGGUUUGAAAAAUGAGGGAGUACUUCUCGAUGGGGCUGAGAGUUGGCUUUCGAAGUUGUGUACUGUGCAAGGUGGUGAUAGGAUUCUUUCGACUGCUGGCUCGCCUCGGUUUGAGAUUUAUGAGACUGAUUUUGGAUGGGGAAGACCAAAGAGGACUGAGGUGCUUACCAUAGAUAAGACAGGAUCUAUCUCUUUUUCAGAUAGCAAGAAUGGUGGUGGAGGCAUUGAGGUUGGGCUGGUUUUGGAAGAGCAUCUUAUGGGAGUUUUUGCUUCUCUAUUUGCCAAGGGUCUUCUUCAUACACCUUUGAUUAAUUAACUCUUGAAGCUAUAUUUAUGUAUUGUUAUUGUAGUAUUGUACCACUACCUGGUUUUCUCUCUCUCUGUUGGAGGUGGAUUAUUUACUCUGCCGAGAUUUACCG
Molecule: messenger RNA, 1857 nt
Organism: Rosa chinensis
Lineage: Eukaryota; Viridiplantae; Streptophyta; Magnoliopsida; Rosales; Rosaceae
Product: phenolic glucoside malonyltransferase 1
Exons: 2
Coding region: 447-1754 (435 amino acids)
Source: RefSeq, a predicted model, not a curated record